Odontomachus brunneus is the source of this 885-nucleotide messenger RNA. RefSeq lists its product as uncharacterized. Lineage: Eukaryota; Metazoa; Arthropoda; Insecta; Hymenoptera; Formicidae. The record is from RefSeq and is a predicted model, not a curated record. The transcript has 2 exons. Gene Ontology annotation, molecular function: nucleic acid binding. The coding region runs from base 1 to 885 and encodes 294 amino acids. Gene Ontology annotation, biological process: DNA integration.
AUGCCCGGUCAAUCGUUGCUAUCGACCUCAACAUCAAUACCAAAGCCGAAUAUUCAUGUAUGCUUCGCUACGAAGGCGGUUCACAUCGAGCUAGUCAGUGACUUGACAUCAGAUGCCUUUCUUAGUGCAUUUCGUCGCUUAUUUAUCUCACGAAGAGGCAAGCCUGCCUGCAUAUACUCGGAUAAUGGGACCACCUUCGUUGGUGCAUGCAGACAGCUUGAAGAAUUUCGAGAUUUCAUAAAUAGUGAGCAAGUGCAAAACGACGUCAAGCAGUUUCCCCGUGAGCAAGAGACUUCUUGGCAUUUCAUUUCACCAAACGCUCCGCAUUUUGGUGGUUUGUGGGAGGCUGCCGUCAAAUCAGCCAAACACCAUAUGUAUCGAAUUGUUGGUAAAGGUCAUUUAACAUUUGAGGAAAUGCAAACCGUGUUCUGCGAAAUAGAAGCGAUCUUGAAUUCACGACCUCUUACACAACUAAGCACCGACUCAAACGAUUUGUCUUACCUUACCCCUGGUCACUUUCUGAUUGGUACUACUAUGAAUAGUUUCCCUUCUCGAGAUUUGCAUGAUGUAAAUGAGAAUAGAUUAACGCAAUGGCAAAGAGUGGAACAAAUGCGGCAAUAUUUUUGGCGUAGGUGGAGUAAGGAGUAUUUCCAUUCCUUGCAAGAAAGAACUAAAUGGAAGGCCAGUAAGAGCGUGCAACUAAAAACCAAACAACUCGUGCUCGUGAAACAACAGGGCUUAGCCCCAUUACAUUGGAUGUUAGGACGCGUUCAGGAGGUUCAUGUCGGUUCUGACGGCGCCGCACGAACCGCAGAUGUACGCACCGCGAAGGGUUUGUUGACGAGACCUUUAUCUAAACUAGCGAUAUUGUCUUUGGAUGCGUGA